Messenger RNA from Penaeus vannamei (Pacific white shrimp), 672 nucleotides. RefSeq names its product vitelline membrane outer layer protein 1 homolog. The record is from RefSeq and is a predicted model, not a curated record. NCBI's taxonomy places the organism in Eukaryota, Metazoa, Arthropoda, Malacostraca, Decapoda, Penaeidae.
UGUUAAGGGGGGACUUACGUAAAAUAUCUGACAGUGAUGAUUCACUUCUUGUUAGUAUUACUCCUGGCUGCCGCGUGUCGUGGCUACAACCCAGAAGAUUUCAUUCACGCUUUCGGUGCCACGAACUUCGGUUUCUGGGGUGCCACUGAAGCAUGCAAAAAUGGGUCUUAUGCAUACGGGUUCCAGCUUAAGUUAGAAGCCGAACAAGGUGCCUUCACAGAUGACACGAGUGUCAAUGCCAUCAAGCUCUUCUGCCGUGACCUUGGCUGGGGUCAACACAGGCGAGGUCACGUCAUCUGUCAUGAAUUUCGGCAGUUGGAAUGCACCUUUGACCUGUCAUGAGGGCACUUUCCUACGUGGGUAUAAUCUGAAGAGCGACGGGACCUCCUCUGAUCUCACGGCCGCCAACGCCCUCAGGAUGUGGUGUUCAGGUCCUGCUGACGAAGAGCUGGACGCAGCAGGGAACAAGUGGGGGGCGUGGCUUCAGAGGGCGGACUGCCAGGAGGACAAGGUCAUCUGUGGACUCUCCACCAACGUGCAGGAGAGUCAGGGAUCCUUCGGGGAUGACACGGCGCUCAAUGAUGUGAGGUUCCUGUGCUGUGCCCUGUAGGAUGGGGUUCUCGGGGAAUGGGAGGAUGGGUGGGGUUUGUGGGGUGUGGGUUGGAGGGAGGU